AUAGAUUUAAGCGCGCCCGCAUGGAACGCGUCUAUCGACGCGACGGAGGGCCCCCUUUUGAGUUGAGGCAGAAGCACCAAAAACCACAAGCCAGACCGCCCUCUACUAAAUUGUCAAUUGAUGACCUAUUUCACUCAGCUGUCCGUCAUUUUGGACUCGAAUAGACCAGUGUAUCGGUCAACAAAGCCAAUUCACAGAUCACCUCUGCAGCCUUUCGCAUCUGCUCGCAUUGUUUACCUUCCCAUCCACCGAUUCCGAGAAAUCUUCAAUAAUGCCUGGCGUCGUCGAUGGGCGCUCGAGAAAGCGCCAUCUCCCAGGCGUCCUAAGAGAGGAUUCUGACGACGAGCUGGGAACAGAAGACCUUCCGUGGGAAUGGAUUUAUGCCAACGAGCCAGACACUGAGGAAAACAAUGGGAGGAAACGAAAACGAGCUACGUGGCAAGAUGGCCAGAUUAUUGGCGCUCGUAAUGGCAAUUUCGAGUGCUAUUUGGGAGAUACGAUGCUGCUGAAGGCCGAUAGCUCCAACGAAGCCUGGGUUGGCAUAAUAUGCGAGUUCCAGGAGGACGAGGAGGGCGAGAUGGCCGCCAACUUCAUGUGGUUCUCGUCGCCAAACGAGAUUCGCAGCGCAAAGAAGAGGACGGAUUAUGUGGAGAACGAGCUCUACAUCACCACCUCGUUCGAUGUCAACGCCUUGUCGACCAUCAAUGGCAAGGCCCAUGUUAUGUCGCAGCAAGCCUUCAUGAACGAAUUCCCAACAGGCAAAGUGCCACGCAAAUCCAAGGAGUAUGGAAAAGUAUUUGUUUGCCGAAGGGGCUGCAACACCAGAACAUGCACCUACACCGAGGAGUUCAUCUGGGAGGAUAUCUACCACGGUAGGGAAGACCUCGAGGCUCUCCAGGAGCGGCUUCAGAAGGAGACCAAGGCAACUCGGAAAAAGAAGCCUGCGAAAGACGAAUCCCCUGAGCGAGACUACAAGUUUGAGGCCGACCCAGAAGCAGAUGGAGAAUAUGCCCCUGGCGUCUACCGCACCCCAAAGAAGGCUCGUAUCAGGGACGCCGUCACCCCCAGCAGCCGACACAAAAAGACAGGCAACAAACCGGCAACCCCCUCCUCCCACCGCCGCAUCGUCGUCAAAAAGCACCUUGAAUUCACACCCCUAGCCACCCGAGUCCUCUCUCCUAUGCACGUUCACGCCUCCCCAUAUCAGGUAGCCCGCACCCAGCUCCACGUCGCUUCAGUUCCCACCAGUCUACCAUGUCGCGAAUCCGAGUUCAGUCUCGUCUAUUCGCACCUCGAAGCUGCCAUCACCGACGGCUCCGGAACCUGCAUCUACAUCUCUGGUACUCCGGGUACAGGCAAAACCGCCACCGUGCGCGAGGUAGUUUCCCACCUCGAUGCCGCCGUCCGCGCCGACGAGCUCGAUGACUUUAUCUUUGUCGAGAUCAACGGCAUGAAAAUCACCGACCCCCAUCAAUCUUACGCCUUGCUGUGGGAAGCCCUCAAAGGCCAGCGCGUUUCCCCGGCCCAAGCCCUCGACCUUCUGGAGCGAGAAUUCAGCCACCCCUCCCCCCGUCGUGUGCCCUGCGUGGUGUUGAUGGACGAACUCGACCAGCUGGUGACCAAAAACCAGGGCGUCAUGUACAACUUUUUCAACUGGCCCGGCCUCCGCCACUCCAGGCUCAUCGUCCUGGCGGUAGCCAACACGAUGGACUUGCCCGAACGAACCCUCUCCAACAAAAUCAGCUCCCGUCUUGGUUUGACGCGUAUCACGUUCCCGGGGUACAACCACGAACAGCUCAUGCGCAUCGUCCAGUCUCGCCUGGAAGGUGUCCCAGGUGACAUCGUGGACCCGGAUGCAAUCCAAUUCGCGGCGAGGAAGGUAGCUGCCGUCAGCGGUGACGCCCGCCGGGCUCUGGAUAUCUGUCGACGAGCGGUCGAACUGGCGGAAGCAGACGCGAAAGUUAAUGACCUUUCCGACGAUGCCACGCCAAACACGCCGACGAAAACCCCCGCGAGGAAGAAGGACGAAUCGCCCCAGAAAAAGAAGAAGAGUUCUUCUGGGAGGGUAACGAUCGAGACUGUCCGAAGAGCUAUCAACGAGGCCACUUCCAACCCGCUGCAGCAAUAUCUCCGCUCUUUGCCCUUUGCCUCGAAACUUUUGUUGACGGCGCUGUGCUUACGGAUUCAGAGGACGGGGUUGGCGGAGAGUACGUUUGGGGAUGUGCUCGAGGAGAUGCAGCGGAUGCUCAAGCUGACGGUCAAUGAGUCUCGGCCGUUGAAGUUAUUGGAGAAAAGGGCUACAGGGCAGAAGGGGGAAGGGGCAGACGAUGGAACAGGGUUGAUGAUUACAAAGGGGAAGCAGACGGGGCAGUUGAUCAGACCGGCUGGGUUGGGUUCUGCUGCUGUUGAUCUUACCGGGGCCGGGAUUAUCAAUCUGGAGGGGCAGAGGCCGGAGAGGCCGAGCAAAAUGAGGCUGGCGGUGGGGGAUGAAGAGGUUAGGUUGGCGUUUAGGGAUGAUCCUGAGAUUAAAGGGGUGGGUGUGAUGCUUUAA
Molecule: messenger RNA, 2551 nt
Organism: Podospora bellae-mahoneyi
Lineage: Eukaryota; Fungi; Ascomycota; Sordariomycetes; Sordariales; Podosporaceae
Gene: ORC1
Product: Origin recognition complex, subunit 1
Exons: 2
Coding region: 272-2551 (759 amino acids)
Biological process (GO): mitotic DNA replication checkpoint signaling; DNA replication initiation
Cellular component (GO): nuclear origin of replication recognition complex
Molecular function (GO): ATP hydrolysis activity; chromatin binding; DNA replication origin binding
Source: RefSeq, a predicted model, not a curated record